AUGGCCAAUGAGUUCUACUUUGAGGGCCAUUCAAAGUCACAGGCACCUUGGAGGUUCCAUGAGGAUGAUGGCAACCGUGAAUACAAGCUGAAAGUCCGCACUUCCAAGGCGACGUUCUUUAAUUCCUCCAUUUGGUGUGGGGGUGAUCCCCUGUGGCAAGAGUUUGGCAAUUCACCAACGGGACUCUUGCUAAACAGUGAUGCCUGCGAAGAAAGAUGCGCAGAAGAUCCAGAUUGCUUCUACUUCUUGUGGAAAGACGAUCUUGGCUCAUUAAGCACAUACCAUUGCGCUGGCUUCAAGUACUGCGACUCUCCAACCCCAUACACUGAUGGCAAGGGGUCCAUCUUCAAGAAGUGGACCUGGCCGGUAGUGGCCGAAGAGUUUGCUCAAAAUGUGUGGUGUGGAGGCAGUGGGUUGUGGUCCGUAUAUGGUGGGAACGCAACUGGCCUUUUGACAGAUCAAGACACCUGUGAAGCAAGAUGUGCAUCAGAUGAUGCUUGUCAGUACUAUCUAUGGAAAGAUGAUCCGGGUGCUGACACCCGUUUUCACUGCGCAGGCUUCUCCUCUUGCUCAGAGCAAUCACCAUUUGGAGAUGGCAGCGUCACGAUAUUCAAAAAGAGAAGCAAGGCUCAGAGAGACAUGGACGGAUUGUAUCACACACCUGCGGGUAGGCAGCCUUAUGCAGACUUUUGGUACAACAACACGUGGGACCCGACAGCCCAGUACAAUGGGACCGUGUAUGGCCAGUGGGGUGAGUCGAAGACUGACACAGGCUUUGGCACUUACAUUGGCUCAGAUUUCCAUCAUAAUGGUGAUUUGCAGGAGUACUAUGACCCUUGGGAGAUCAAUCUAGGGAAGAUCUACGGUGUCAUGGACGACCUACGUCUUGAAAAUGAACGUGUCCAGCAAAAGUACAUUGCCAUGACCAAAGCACUGAUCACAAGUACUGACGUCGAUGGAUUCCGGGUUGACACUCCCAUGCAAGUGCCUCUCAACUUUUACAAAGUUUGGGCGCCUGCUAUGAGAGCCCAUGCCCAAACCCUGGGUAAGGAUCGCUUCGGUAUCUUUGGGGAGUUCUUCGUCUCGGUGCAGAGAUACGGUACAAUGACCGGGAGAGGGCGAGACAAUACGAUGUACAACCAAGACAUUUUCAUUGAUGACAUUUUUACCUUGAAGGGUGGAAUUGUGUACCCUUAUUACUGGUACAUCUUCACGGCCAUGGUCUACAAGCUGCCGGAGUAUGUUGAUGGGCUCCCCUUGGCAUAUGUGGAGGAGAACAAAAUCAUUGACACACUUGAUCCCGCCACCCAGCGCCACGAGUAUGCUAUGUGGACCUUUUGCAACAAUCAUGACAACUGGCGCCUUCAAAGCAUGACAGGAUUUCCGGAAUUUCACAUGUGCUUGGCUCUGAUCACCUUCUGGCCCGGCGUCCCACUUCACUAUGCAGGUGAUGAGCAAGACUUUGAUUCACCAGGAAGUGCCCUAGAUGGAUGGGCUCGAGAGGAGCUCAGUCCCUCCCUGGCCUGGCGUGCAGUUCGAACUCAACCGAAUGGGAAUCCUGCAGAUGGUGACAACUUUGACAUGACAAGCUCCACAUACCUGUACAUCAAGCGGCUGAAUGCCUUGCGGAGGGCCUACUUCGGUGAGUUUGGAAAUGAAGAGUGCGAUCAAAUUCAAACACCCACAUACAAGACUCCGGAUGUUCUUGUUUUCAUUCGUGGCUGUAGCGCUGACAAGAAAGUAUUGUUGGUUGCCAAUUUCCACACCUCAGAGCAACGGCUUGCAUCAAUUGAUGCCGUCCCAUGGUCCUCUGGCACUGUCUUGACAGACUGUUUGGUCAUGCAAAACGCAGUGCAGGUGUCGGUUGAGCAGAGCAGUGUCUCCAUUACCCUUGCACCGCUUCAAGUCUUGGUCCUCUCACCGGCUGUGGAAAGCGUUCCUGCAGCAGUUGUAGAGGUUUGGCCAAAACAUGGGUCGUCACUGAACGGUGAUCUGGGUCAAAUCAUCCUGAGGAUCAAGUUUGACAGAUCUAUGGCUGAUUCCAUUUCGAACUACGUUCUUUUGAAUGGUGAGGCUUCAAGCUUCCAAUGCUCUGGAGAUGAAUGUACCAAACAAGUUGACAUGUCAAGCCUGAGUGAUGGUCACCAUAGUCUGGAAGUCACCAAGGAUGCAUUGGACCAAGAUGGGCUUGCAGUUGGCGCAGCUUUCCGGAGCGAGUUUAUGAUUGAUAGGCAAGACGGUGUUAUUGCAAAUUCCAUUCAGAAGCUUCCCGGCUUGAUUUGCGACAAUGGUGCGCAGAUAUGUCAUAAAGCAACCGGAGCCAGUUGGUUCAGAGUUCAGAACGUCGGUAGCAAUUGGUCAGAGUGGAGGCAGUACAAUGAGAGUACCACCAAGUGGAAUGCGCAGUUCAGUGUCCCAGUUCUUGUUCAGUACUACUCCCGGUUGAGUGCAAGCUUCAUUGUGGGCGACUGCCUCGCCAAAACAGGAGAGCGUUGUCAUGCAAGCUGGCACGAGGAGAUGUUCUUGCGCGGGGAAUUCAAUGACUGGGGCAAACACAACGAGGGCCGCAUGAUGCUGAUUUCAUCCUUUACCUGGGGAAUCAAUGUCAGCCUGAGCGGAUUUGUGCGGACCAGAUUCACUCCUGUCAAGGACUGGUCUAAAUCCUACGGCUCACAUCCAGUGCGAGAGCUCCUAUACAACGUCCCAGAUUUUGAUCCUAGACAUCAAGACUUCAACGUGGUGCCAACUUUGUCUGGAUCAGAGCCAUGCCGUAAAUGGAUGACAGACAGAGAACUGUGGUCAGAGCGCGAGAGCAUCGCCUCUGGUGCUGAAUUUGCAACGGACCUCUGGCUGAGUCAUUUGUGUACCGCUGCAUCACCACAGUGCGUUCCGGACGCGACUGCGCAGUGGCAGUGCCAUGGCUACACUGAUGGACAAGAUGGAGCUUGGUGCGCAUCGGUUGGAACAGAGAAUUGCUGGGAGUACGGUGUGAAUGAUCAAAGUGAAGAAAUGAGUUCUUGCGGCCCAUGCUACUGCUGCAGGAGGAAAGUUAAAACUGCACCCACUGGAACAGAAUCUACAUGCUGUGUGAAGUUCAACGACCUCUUCCUGAACUACACAGUUACCUCCGAUUUGUCUCAGUGUGCACCUUCUGCUGCUCCACCACACCAUGUCAGCACAAGCUUCACUAUGCGCAUUCAAGUUGGGACCCCAUCCAACUUGGAACAAAUAUCUGUUGAGAGCUACAAAUCAUCCGUCAUUGCAGCCCUCGACAGUGUCACAGCCAGUGUGACCGUGGCGAAAGUCUCCUACAUGGUGCUCUCAACGUACCAGCUGUCUGCAGUGCCAUCUGAGUUGGAGAUUGUGAAGAGCGAGAUUUGCAGUCUCUUUGCGGCCGCGGAUUCCUGUGUGGUGCGUACACAGACAAUUACAGGAGGCAGAAGACUUCAAGGUUUGGCCACAAUUCAGGCGGAUGCUGAGGUUGAAACCAGCACGUUGAGCAGUGUCAGUAGCUUGGCGAACCUAGCAGAUGAUGCAACAGCACUUCAAGCUCAACUUGGCAGCAAUCCGGAUGUUGAUAGCAGCACGUCCCUGAUCAUAUCGCAGCCAGCUACUACCGAAAUGAAGCUGGUUACCGAUGUGACAACUGAAGAACCAGUGGCUCCUGCAGUUUUGAUCCCAGAGACUUCCACUGUGCAAACUGCACUUGAGAGCUCCACAGGUGUCUCGAUCUCAGUCUCACUAGCAACAACAACGACCACGCCCACAACCACAACACAAGGGCUUCCCAGCACUUCUCUCACGACGGCAGCCCAGACAUCAGUGGCUAGCACCCAAACGUCUGCGUUGCCUGCUGGCACAUGCAUGGAAGUGGUAGUCAGGAGUGCUGGUGGUGCCGAUGGGAACUAUGCAGACUUCUCCAUGAAUGGGCUACAGGUGGAACUCUCUUCUGGGCGUGGAUUCAGCAUUGUGAUUUUGACUGAAGAUGGUGGUGUGCAGAGCAAGCACGUAUACGAUACUGGUUUCGAAGGGGAAGGCUCCGGGCCACUUGCGAGCUUACUCAAUGGCUUGCCAGACGGGACCGCUGUACUGAUUGCAGCCAUGGAUGAUGCUUCAGACAGUUUGACACCAGAAGCGAGGUCGUCAAUCCAGAUGCUAGGAGCUACCAAAAUCAGCAGUCUUUCCUACAGAGAUUCCUAUGCUCUGAUCGGCAUCAAGGGGCAGUCUGCGAUUGCAGAGGCUCACUCCAGUGCUGGAGAAGGCCCAAUUGAGCUCAAAAGCAAUGCUGUUUGGAUGUCGUCUUGUCAAGCAAGCACCAGUGCCGCAACAGGAGGAUCUGGAGCCCCGCUGGCUCUGAGGGUCAAAAGCGCUGGUGGUGCAGAUGGAAAUUUCGCAGAAUUCUACGUGAAUGGGGCUCUUAUAGACAUGGAAUCGGCACGCGGGCUGAGCGUGGUUGUGUUGGGAGAGACUGGUGCCAUUGUGUCAAAGCAAGUGUUUGACACUGGCUACGAGGCAGAAGGUGCAGGGCCAUUGGUAGACCUGCUGGAGAGCUUAGCAGAUGGCACCAUUGUGAUGAUAGCUGCCAUGGACGACGCCUCUGAUAGUCUCACAGCGGAGGCAAAGGCCGCAAUAGCUGCUCUGGGUGCCACAAAGGUGGACCAAAUAUCUUAUCGAAGCUCCUAUGCGUUGAUUGGGGUGAAGGGGCGCACGGCAAUAGCAGAAGAGGUAGCUGCACCGGGAGAAGGCUCUCUGAUCAUUGAGGAGAACCUCACCUUCCCCCUUUCAUUCAGCUCGCUCAGCUCCACCUCACCAGGCGCGUCUUCAAGUGAAGCUGCACAAACCUCCAGCACAGGCUUGGUCGUCGAUGGGACAACAUUUUCCACUUCUCAGCAAGCAAGCUCGUCCGAAAUCGGAUGGAGCUUCGAAUUUAUUGAUGGGUGUGUCGGAUAUGCGAAUGUAUUCCGAAACGCUCUGGCACUUGCGUUGCUAUGCAUGAUGUGA
Cladocopium goreaui is the source of this 5001-nucleotide messenger RNA. The record is from the annotation of a GenBank genome assembly. NCBI's taxonomy places the organism in Eukaryota, Dinophyceae, Suessiales, Symbiodiniaceae.